Molecule: messenger RNA, 3604 nt
Organism: Xyrichtys novacula (pearly razorfish)
Lineage: Eukaryota; Metazoa; Chordata; Actinopteri; Labriformes; Labridae
Source: the annotation of a GenBank genome assembly
AAACUCCUUAUGGUUGCUCUUUUUUAGUCUAGAAUGUAAACAAAGUUUCCGGUGGUUGCCCUUUUUUAGUCUUAAAUGUAAAGAAAGCUCCCCAUGGUUGCUCUUUUUUUCAUUCUUAAAUGUAAACAAAGUUCCCUAUGGUUGCUCUUUCAGUCAAAAAUCUUCACAAAGUUCCCCGUGGUUCUUUUUCAGUCUAAAAUGUAAACAAAGCUCCCUGUAGUUGCUUUUCUUAUGGUGUAAAAAGUAAACAAAGUUCUCCCUUAGUGUAUAAAAUGUAAACAAAGUUCCCUAUUAUUCCUCUCUAGUCUGAAAUGUAAACAAAGCUCCCUGUAGUUGCUCUUUCGGAAUCUUAAAAGUUAAACUGAAUUUGCGUAGCUGCCUUUUUUGGUGAAAAGGUGUAAAAGUUUCCCCUGGUUAUUUUAUUUUUUUUCAGGAUAAAAAGUAAACAAAGUACCUUAUAGAUACUGUUAUAGUUGAUGAACUUUGAAUAAAUGUCCUUUUUUUAUGUCUUCAUGUUUGGUUGUUUAAAAGGCUCUGAAGGAUCCUGAAGUUUGUUUUUUUAUAGGUGAGAUGGUGUAUGUAGAUAUUCUCCUCAGUGUAAUUAGGCUCUGCCUCAGGCCCCCUUUUUAAUGGACAGUCUAGAAAAAAAUCCAAAAGAAAGCAAUCAAACACCUGGACCAACAGCUCCACCUGAAACUUCUGACUCCUUUGAGCUGUCAAAAUAACUCCGAUUUAAGUCAGACCUUUGUCUGUGCUGAGAUAUUUCUCACGUUCACAAAGAAAGUUCACUCAGAUAAACUCCGGACUAUUUCCAGCCUGUUACUUCAUACUAAGUCAGACUAUCGAUCCACCUCAGAGCCGGUUCAUGGUAUGUAUUUUCACCCGACAUCACAGGAAUCUCAGACGAGCUGCACCAACCUAGUGCACCGUUUCUGACCUUUUGACCAUUUUGUGAUUUCACCGGAUCAACCAAGUUCAGGGUCCUUUGAGUUCAACCACAAACGGGCGUCAAACGAUUGAAUAUUUUGAAACGCAUUUCACCCCUCACCACCGGCAGGGAGCUGGCAGUGAGUCCAUCACACUGCUGCGAGGGAAAUGGCAACAGAGCACGGCAACAUUAUCGAUUGUUCUCUCUCUGGUUAGGACUUCGGGACAGCCAAAGCCGGCAGGGCUCAGUUGUUUUUGUACGGUUUUCAACACCAGUGUGGACUAAAAUCUCUCCCUGUACAAAGUCGUUCGUUUUUUUUUUUUUAAGGGAGUAAAGAGGAUGAGGGAUGUGUUUGUGUGACUGUGUUCAGCAGCAUCAGCAGCAGCAUCUUUGCCAAAGGCCUGUAGUGCACACUUCUACAUCCAAGAUGGAAGGUAAGUCAACUCCUUUAUAAAGAGACCUGAUAGUUUUAUAAAUGUCCUGUAAUUUAGCCAGGAAACAACAGUGGGUUGACAGUAAUGUGUGUCAGCUCUACAUGGUGUUGUUCUACUGUUUUUCAGUGGACAAUAACACCAGUUUUAGAAGAUGGUAUUCAAAUCCUCAUGGAUCGACAUCUAUCCGACUGGAAUCAAACUGCGAAAUUUGACCAAUAUCUUUGAAGGUGUUUGGUUAAAAUGCAUCUACACUUUGUCGAACACCAAAUACUAGAGUGUGUUCAGUUUAUAUCUGCAUAUCCAGACGCUCUGUCAUCUGGCCUCUUUUGUCUUCUGCGGUAGAACUUCUGAAGUAAAAAAUGGGAGACUGGAACUUCCUUGGAGGGAUCUUGGAGGAGGUACAUAUCCACUCCACCAUGGUGGGGAAGAUCUGGCUCACCAUCCUGUUCAUAUUCCGGAUGUUGGUGCUGGGAGUCGCAGCGGAGGACGUCUGGAACGAUGAGCAGUCUGAUUUUGUCUGCAACACUGACCAGCCCGGCUGCCGCAACGUCUGCUACGACCAGGCCUUCCCAAUCUCCCUAAUCCGCUACUGGGUGCUGCAGGUGAUUUUCGUCUCCUCGCCCUCUCUGGUGUACAUGGGACACGCCAUCUACCAGCUGCGAGCGCUGGAGAAGGAGCGCCAUUGCAAGAAGGUGGCUCUCCGCCGUGAGCUGGAGGCGGUGGACGCAGAACUGGUGGAAGCACGAAAGAGGAUCGAGAAGGAGAUGAGGCAGCUGGAGCAGGGGAAGCUCAACAAAGCUCCACUGAGGGGAUCUCUGCUGUGCACUUACGUGGCCCAUAUUGUCACCCGCUCUGUCGUGGAAGUCAGCUUCAUGAUGGGUCAGUACAUUCUCUAUGGACACCGUCUGAGGCCGCUUUACAAGUGUGAAAGAGAGCCCUGCCCCAAUGUGGUGGACUGCUUUGUGUCCAGGCCCACAGAGAAAACCGUUUUUAUGAUGUUCAUGCAAGCCAUCGCCUGUAUCUCCCUCUUCCUCAGCCUCCUGGAGAUGAUGCACCUUGGAUUCAGAAGGAUCAAGAAAGGCAUCCUGAACUACUACCCUCACCUGAAAGACGACCUGGACGAUUUAUACGUCAACAAGUCAAAAAAGAACUCAGUCGUGCAUCAGGUUGGUGUGGGCACAACUGUGAGUCGCAAGACCACGAUCCCCACAGCUCCAUGUGGAUACACGUUACUGCUGGAGAAGCAGGGCAAUGGACCCAACUACCCCCUUCUCAACGCUUCCUCUGCUUUUGUCCCAAUACAAGGAGACCCUGGUGUCAAACCAGAGAGUCACAAGGACAGCAAGGAGGGAGUGCCGAGCCCCACGGAGCAAAACAGCAACUCCAACAACACCAGCAGUGAGACUUGUUCCCCUCCGGCAGACAAACUGGACGAGCCAGAAGAACAGUCCCAGCAUGAGGACAUGGACUGUGGGGGCUCUGAGUAUCCCACCCUCCCUGUAGCCGACACCCCCUCCAGUUCAGCUGGAUUCCCCAGGAAGUCCCGGAGGGUCAGUCCACCAUGGAACCACUCCACUCUGGUGGAGGGGAACGGCUCAGACAGCGGAGAUUCGUACCACGGCAGAGACAGCAUGAAGCAUCGGAGCAGCUCCACCGGACCGAGAGCGAGGGUGCUCUCUAAAUCAGACAGUAGGAGGCCGAGCGGGUCUCAGAGCCCGGACUCUGGGGGGGAGCUGAGCUCUGUGUCUCGACACAGCCGGGAGAGCAACAGCCCGACCAUCUCCUCCCCAAACCGCAGAGUGUCAGCAGGGAGCAGCGCCAGCAGCAGACGAGCUCCAACUGACCUGCAGAUAUAAACCAAAGACUGACCGAUGGUGGUGCGGCAACAGACGCUCUCUGGGGUCACACAUUUGGAGUUCCUCUUUGACUAACUGCAGUGAGUGUUACACUCCUGACACCAGAAGAGCAGCCUUUAUAAACAUAUUUGAAAAGAAGCUUCUAGAAAACAUCUACUUUCUGAUUAAACUGGUUCUCUUUCCUUUAAUUUCCAGGUCUGAUGGGCUUUUAAUGAUUUUGUUGUGUGCAGCAACUUUGAAUGAUUAAAGGGGAAUGGAAAACCGGCUCACAGAUCCAUAAUGUUGUUUUAGGUCAUGUAGCGUCGUUAUGCAACCAAAAACUGUCACAUCAGCUCCAAGUCUGAUUUAACUCCACCUGUUUCUACAAAUCUGUACGUCCUUCAGCA